This is a messenger RNA of Mytilus californianus (California mussel), 1106 nucleotides long. Its product is annotated as protein FAM78B-like. Lineage: Eukaryota; Metazoa; Mollusca; Bivalvia; Mytilida; Mytilidae. The transcript is spliced from 3 exons. The record is from RefSeq and is a predicted model, not a curated record. The coding region runs from base 77 to 967 and encodes 296 amino acids.
AUACGAAUGCAACCUUUUGCGGAUAAAAGUGAAUAAAUGAGACACGACCGCAUUUUUCUUUUACCGCACGGAACCGAUGGAAGGAAGAGAGAUGGGCAAUCGGUCAUCGGCUUGGUUAAACGAGACUGCAAUUGGAAUCAACAAUUUGAAAGAAAUCCACCAAAAAAUUAGAGUUCUUAAUCUUAACGCAAGAAUUGAAAAACAGCCUACAGUGGUGGAUGAAACAUCACAGUCUGUUCUUAAAUACAGAACUCCCAAUUUCAGGGUGAGUGCUACUAUUGAAUUAGCCCCGAUGACUGAGCAGCAGAAAUGGAAAGUUGGUUGGAUACAGGCCUGUACAGAUAUGAUGUUCCACAACACAUACGGAGAUGAAGGAUACACAAGUUGGGAAUUUCCAGAGCUGACAAGUGGUCAGCAAUCAAUGAUCAGCGAUUGUGAUGGACAUCAUUACCCAUGGUACGGUUCAAGAAACGAAACAGUUGUUUUUGAAGGGCCUUGCAAAAUGUACCAAUCUGCAACCAUCGCCAUGAACGAUAACUUUCAUCCUCACGUAACUUGGAGAAACCCAUCUAACCGUAACCAAACUGAACCAAACCUUAGUCAUAUUAUUCGUGACCAGAGUUUUUAUGUAUGGUUAGUUGCAUGGAACAUGACAACUCAAAAUGCUUAUAUUUUGAAAACCGUUCGCUGGAAUAUGAAACUGGAAAUUAAUGUUGACCCAAAGAAAGCUCUCGGCGCAAGGGCCAAACUUGUCACCUCUGUAGUUCCAAAGCAGCCCACUGUUUUAGAAAACAAUAUUCCGAUUCCUAGAUGUUCUUUAAUGCCACCAAAUGCCAAUAGUGCUCAGAUGCUGGUAUGGAGACCUCGUUUAGGUGAAGCCCAAUGUAUUAUACCUCCUGUCUGGAAGAAAGAGGUUCCAGUAGAAGAGCAAGUUGUUCGUUUUGACAGCAAGCUUUGUAAACUUUAAUCAACAUUUCAUAUAGCUUUAUUUCUGUGAUAAAUUUUAUACAUGUUUUUUUUAAAUAUAUUUAUAAGGGUUUUUAGCAUUUUGUAUCUUUUAAUGGAAAGUGCAAUAUUCAGUGCCACUAUUAAAGUAGUUUCUUAGA